Elaeis guineensis (African oil palm) is the source of this 912-nucleotide messenger RNA. Its product is annotated as transcription factor MYB123-like. The record is from RefSeq and is a predicted model, not a curated record. Lineage: Eukaryota; Viridiplantae; Streptophyta; Magnoliopsida; Arecales; Arecaceae.
GAUGGGAAGGAAGCCAUGUUGUUCAAAGGAGGGGCUCAAGAGAGGAGCAUGGACUGCUCAUGAAGAUAAGAUCCUAGUAUCCUACAUCGAAACUCAUGGGGAAGGCAAAUGGAGGAGCCUCCCAAAGAGAGCUGGUCUCAAUAGAUGUGGGAAGAGCUGCCGCCUCCGGUGGCUCAACUACCUGCGUCCCGAUAUCAAGAGGGGCAACAUAUCGGAGGAGGAGGAGGACCUCAUCAUCAGACUCCACAAGCUCCUUGGAAACAGAUGGUCUCUAAUUGCAGGAAGACUACCCGGGCGAACAGACAACGAAAUCAAGAACUACUGGAACACAACCCUGGGGAAGAGGGUGCAUGGCCAACCAAGCCUGGACUCCAAGGCAACAUCUACAGCCAAAUCCAAAGGCAAAACUCUGAUGACCGGCCCACCGGUAGCCCCCCCACCACCUCGGACCGACACGCCCGUGAUCCGAACCAAGGCUGUGAGGUGCACUCGGAGCUUCUUUGCUCCGGCCCAACUCAUGUCUUCACUUCUAGAUAAUUUGGUGCAGAGAGAGAACUCAGAGAAGAGAACCCUUUUUGAAAUACCUCAACAUGAGCCUCUCAAUGAUCCUGGGAUGGGCUCCAUGGACUCUGAUAAGGCUUGUCCUUUGGACUGGGAUUUUUUGUUGCAGGAUAUAUGCGAAGGGAUUCAAGUUGGGGACAAUGGAACGAGUGAAGAAGGCAGCAACACUAACUUGGAGGUGUGUUCAAAUGAUUCACUGCCGUUCGAUGGAACAAUGCUUGAAAAUUGGCUUGCAAGCGGAUGCUAUCAGCCUGAUGUCACGCUGGAUUUCCAAUCCUUGGCUUCUCUACUAGAUUCAGAAGAGUUCUGGUUCUAGAGGAUAUCAAAAUGAUGAGCCUUAAAACAUCUAUU